CCAUGUUCCUUCUUUUGGUAUUGGGGGUCCUCUCUUUACCUUUGCCAAAGAAUCUGCAAACCAAAAACUCGUUGAAUAAGCGACUCAAGAGAGAGAAAACAAAUAUCAAUGGAGGAGAAAAAGUCAGUUAAAUCAAAGUUCAAAAGAGUCUGUGUUUUCUGUGGAAGCAGCACGGGCAAGAGAGAGAGUUACCGCGAUGCUGCUCUUCAGCUCGGCCAAGAACUGGUGACGAGGAGUUUGGAUCUUGUUUAUGGCGGAGGAAGUGUGGGGCUGAUGGGCCUCGUUUCUCAGGAGGUUCAUCGUGGGGGUGGACGUGUUUUAGGAAUCAUCCCAAAGACUCUGAUGAGCAAGGAGCAGAUAACUGGAGAAACAGUAGGAGAGGUGAAAGCAGUAGCAGACAUGCAUCAAAGGAAAGCUGAGAUGGCCCGCCAUUCUGACUGUUUUAUCGCCUUACCAGGUGGAUAUGGAACUCUAGAAGAGUUAUUAGAAGUCAUAACAUGGGCCCAGCUGGGAAUCCACGACAAGCCUGUGGGUUUGAUUAACGUGGAUGGCUACUACAACUAUCUUCUCACCUUCUUAGACAAAGCCGUCGACGAUGGCUUCAUCAACCCUCCUCAGCGUAGCAUCAUCAUCUCUGCUUCCACCGCAACUGACCUCUUCCAAAAACUUGAGGUUCUUCCAUUUCUCCCUCGUACACCUACUUCCAUUCGUUCGUGGUGGGUGAAAUAUGUGUGUGCGUGCGUGCAGAAUAUGGUUAUAAAGAUAAGAUUUUGGUUGUGGUAGGAGUACGUGCCGAUGCAUGAUGGAGUGGUGGCUAAGGCCAAAUGGGAGGCGGAACAAGUGGAGCUGAAUUCGCAUUUGCAAACAGAGAUUGCCCGUUAAUUAAUUUAAUUAAUUAGGUAUCCACCACAGACACGGGAAAAACCCACCCAGCUUUACUAAUUUAAUUAAACUAAUUCACUCUAAUGAGUUUUUAUAUGUCUUGCUUUUUCUGUUAAUUUUCAGGAUCAUUAAUUUGAUUUCCGCGGAGAAAUUUGUAAGCAACUAAGUUCUUCUCCUUCCUCAGUUUUGUACAUGUACAUUUUGUUGGAAAGGGGAACAAUUUUAUAAUUUCAUAGUUUUAUAAACGUGGUGUAUGUAAGUAUACGCACAGGUUUGUUAUGGAAUUAACUCGGGUGCUUUGUAAAUAUACGUAUGUGUAAGAAUUAUUAAUGUACAAAAAAAAAAAUAUUAGCGA
Molecule: messenger RNA, 1237 nt
Organism: Carica papaya (papaya)
Lineage: Eukaryota; Viridiplantae; Streptophyta; Magnoliopsida; Brassicales; Caricaceae
Source: RefSeq, a predicted model, not a curated record